Trichogramma pretiosum is the source of this 1099-nucleotide messenger RNA. RefSeq names its product transmembrane protein 50A. The coding region runs from base 238 to 714 and encodes 158 amino acids. NCBI's taxonomy places the organism in Eukaryota, Metazoa, Arthropoda, Insecta, Hymenoptera, Trichogrammatidae. The record is from RefSeq and is a predicted model, not a curated record. Gene Ontology annotation, biological process: late endosome to vacuole transport via multivesicular body sorting pathway; protein targeting to vacuole. The transcript has 4 exons.
AGUCUCUACUGUCGCGAUUCAUUAUCAACGAGUUGUCUUUAGUUCUCGGUUUCUCAGCAACGCAAGACGUCAAAUCACCUGAAGCUUCGCGGACUGUCAGUUGUAUAAGGCAUAUAUAUUUACUUUGUACUUGUUGACAAAAAAAUUCAAGCUGCGUAUCAAGUUCGGUCGGAGAUUAGACCCCUUGCAAUCGUCCACAUCUCGUCGUCGUUCGAAUAAAAAAAAGCUUUAAUCAUCAUGGCUUCGUGUUUUGAAAAUUUUCAAAUGCCUACGUGUGUGUGGUUUUCCGAGAACGGAGAAAAGAAAAAUGCAUUGGUUGCGAUGCUCGCUGGAACACUGUUUUUUUUGGGAUGGUGGUUCAUGAUUGAUGCACAUGCAAAAUAUCCAUCUGAAAUGUCAAGCGCAUAUCACGUUUGUGGAAUUUUGGGUACAAUAUCACUCCUCAUGGUGAACUCAGUUUCAAAUGCUCAAAUUAGAGGAGACAGUUUCAAUGGAGGUUGCUUAGGAUCCACUGGAGCCAGAGGAUGGCUGUUCAUUGGAUUAGUGUUAGGAUUCGCUGCUGUUAUUGCAGCUUGUUGGAUUCUUUUUGCUGACUUCAUUGCAUCAACUGAGAAACAUUCAUGGCCCGGAAUUGGUUUGUUUUUACAAAAUGUUUUCAUCUUUUUUGGAUCUCUCGUUUACAAGUUUGGUCGCUCAGAAGACAACUGGGCUUAAAAAAUUGUUUUGACUCAAUUUUUUUAUUGUUUCAAAAUAAUAUAUAAGAACAUGUAUAUAAUAGUAUUUGUUAUUAAGAAUGUAAGAUUUUGAGAAUUUUUUACAAGAUUGAACCAACUUACAGUUCAGUAUAUGAAACCUAUACAUUUCUUGGAGCAUAAGAAUUUAUACAAAAAUCAUCUUCAAUGACUAUCAUUGUAAUUUUUAUGUCAAUGUUAAGAGCAGGAUGUAAGCCUGCAUUUACUUUUAUUCACUAUCUACUGUAUCUGUGUAGUUUGUAAGUGAUAUAGUGUUUAAAUAAUGCUAAGAUAUAUCAACAUUGUAAAAUACACUUUCAAUCAAACUGAAAUGUCAGUAAGUCAAUAAAGAUUUAAAAACAACAAAA